AUGGAAGGUUUUGUGUUUCGUGGUUCGGAGAAUUCUGUAACAGUCGGAGAUAAACUUAAAGGUGAGAAAACAACGAUGCCAUGUCCUGGAAGUGUGGCAAGGCGAAAGCUGGCUGACAUUAGCAAUGUGCCACAAAAAUCUAGGCCCUCAUUUCAAGAUGAUAAACCACAACCUAUUUCAAGAACUACGAAAGAGUAUAUUGACCAGCUCCAAAAGGAACACUUGGCUCUAGUAACGAUGCUGGCACAGAGAAACAAAAUCAUUGAACAGAGUGGGAUUGAGUUAGAAAGACUGCGAGUAAACCUGAUUAAAAUGCAGGAACAGAAUCAACAAUUUGCCCUGUCCAACACCCAAAUGCUCGCGGAACUAAAUUCAGUUAAAGAUCGGUUGAGAGCAUUACAACAUGAGCUUGGAUGCAAAAAUGGUUUGCUAAGAGCAAGGCAGUUGCAGCUUGCGGAAAAAGCAAAAAUGAAACCUUGCCAAGACAUUGAUGCUGAGGUGAAUUUGAUCAAAUAUGAAGAACCAGGUGAGUCCUUGAAGGAAGAUAGAGGAGAUAAAGAACCUCGAAAUACAAGGAAGAGGUCACAAUCAUACUGUUCGUCUGAACAAGUCCAAUCUAAGGAUAAGGCUGCAAAGAAAAGGUCCUCUUUGAGGAGGCAAUCUUCCAGGUUUAAAGCUAAAGAAAAAGAGCCUGCUGAGGAUUUGUUCGAGAUACAUGAUGCCAGAUUUCCAGUAUGUUCGUUGCCUGAUGAUCCAGUCCUGGAGGAUAAUUCAGUUUCAGUAAGUGGAGCAGUAAACAACAAAGUUAAGGAAUGCAUUUCUGCGACAAUAUAUGAACCUCAACAGUUUGGAAGAUCUUCUUUCGGCAGGCCAUCACGCCAAGCAGCCAAAAAGGAACUAAAUUCAGGUAAAGAUCGGUUGAGAGCAUUACAACAUGAGCUUGGAUGCAAAAAUGGUUUGCUAAGAGCAAGGCAGUUGCAGCUUGAGGAAAAAUCAAAAAUGAAACCUUGCCAAGACAUUGAUGCUGAGGUGAAUUUGAUCAAAUAUGAAGAACCAGGUGAGUCCUUGAAGGAAGAUGGAGGAGAUAAAGAACCUCGAAAUACAAGGAAGAGGUCACAAUCAUACUGUUCGUCUGAACAAGUCCAAUCUAAGGAUAAGGCUGUAAAGAAAAGGUCCUCUUUGAGGAGGCAAUCUUCCAGGUUUAAAGCUGAAGAAAAAGAGCCUGCUGAGGAUUUGUUCGAGAUACAUGAUGCCAGAUUUCCAGUAUGUUCAUUGCCUGAUGAUCCAGUCCUGGAGGAUAAUUCAGUUUCAGUAAGUGGAGCAGUAAACAACAAAGUUAAGGAAUGCAUUUCUGCGCCAAUAUAUGAACCUCAACAGUUUGGAAGAUCUUCUCUCGGCAGGCCAUCACGCCAAGCAGCCAAAAAGGUCCAAUCUUACAAGGAAAUCCCACUAAAUGUCAAAAUGCGCAGAAUCUAG
Molecule: messenger RNA, 1476 nt
Organism: Fraxinus pennsylvanica
Lineage: Eukaryota; Viridiplantae; Streptophyta; Magnoliopsida; Lamiales; Oleaceae
Source: the annotation of a GenBank genome assembly